AUGGCUACCAUCCCCAUCAUUCGCUUUGCAUCGAACCCCAAGCCGGUGCCUAUCAUCGGCGUCAGAAGCGAUACGGCCCUGUUUAAGGAAGACUCGCAACAAUCUCUCGCGAUGGCGAUCGACGCCGGAUUCAAGCUUCUGAACUAUGCAGAGCUUUGGGUCUUCACCAAAGUCCUGGGAGGCAUGAACAGCGGAAUCGCCCAGGCGGCCAAGGACGAGCUUGCCAAGUCCAACGUCCUACUGCUCGACUCUUGCAUCCUGCAUACGCCGCCAAGAGGCAACGACGGACAACCAAGUGACGUCGAGGUGCGGAAGGAGAUGGAGAAGCUCAAGGAUGAGGGAAUCGUAAAGUACAUCUUCCGACCUCAAAAUUCCUGCAGGGCUAUUUCAUGUCUCACCAUCUUUGUGGUGUUGGAAUAG
Tilletiaria anomala UBC 951 is the source of this 420-nucleotide messenger RNA. RefSeq lists its product as uncharacterized. Lineage: Eukaryota; Fungi; Basidiomycota; Exobasidiomycetes; Georgefischeriales; Tilletiariaceae. Bases 1 to 420 code for a protein of 139 amino acids. The record is from RefSeq and is a predicted model, not a curated record. The transcript has 2 exons.